AUGUCUGAAUCUGCUUCUCAUCCCAAGAAGUGGUUGAUCGCCUACAACUCGAUUUCAGCCUCGUUAUGGACUAUUGUGUUGUUCAACACAAUCUUCUUGGGUUCUUCCCUCGGUCAACCAUAUUUGUUUGAUUACACCAACAAGAUCACCACCUGGAUUCAGACGUUUGCCGUUGUCGAAAUCAUCAAUUCUGCCACUGGACUCGUCAAACUGCCUAUUUUUACGACGGCUACUCAAGUUUUCUCUAGAUUGUUAAUCGUUUGGGGUGUGUGCCAGUUGCUUCCAGAGUCUCCAGCUAACACUCACUGGAUCUAUAUAACCUUGUCUUUGAGUUGGUCCAUCACUGAGAUAAUUAGAUACUCGUAUUACGCUACCAACUUGACUUCUCCAGGUGGAGUUCCAGACUGGUUGACCUGGUUGAGAUACACUACCUUCUACGUCUUGUAUCCUACUGGCGUGUCUUCUGAAACUUACAUGAUCUAUUUGUCCUUGAAUGAGGCCUCCUCAAUAGUUGGUCAAUGGUACUACUACUUCUUAAUCUUCACAUUGUUCACUUACAUUCCCGGCUUCUACAUGCUCUACACAUACAUGAUCAAGCAGAGAAAGAAGGUCUUGGGCAAGUCAAAAAGCACCAAGAAGACCGAGUAG
Molecule: messenger RNA, 648 nt
Organism: Scheffersomyces stipitis CBS 6054
Lineage: Eukaryota; Fungi; Ascomycota; Pichiomycetes; Serinales; Debaryomycetaceae
Product: enoyl-CoA hydratase
Exons: 1
Coding region: 1-648 (215 amino acids)
Biological process (GO): fatty acid elongation; sphingolipid biosynthetic process; very long-chain fatty acid biosynthetic process
Cellular component (GO): endoplasmic reticulum membrane
Molecular function (GO): 3-hydroxyacyl-CoA dehydratase activity
Source: RefSeq, a predicted model, not a curated record